GAAGAUCUGUCAAAACAGUCAUCUCAAUCUCGGGGUAAACAAAUUCGUGUGCUGGAAAACGAAUGUCGUUCUACGUUUUCCUGUGUUUUGGUGGAAAAUUUGUCUAAUCCCAUCCAGGAAAACAUGGAUGAACUAGAACAGCUUGAGCACCUUUCUCUGGUGUCAAAGAUUUGCACCGAGGUGGAAAACCAUUUGGGGUUGAACGACAAAGAUCUGGCCGAGUUUAUCAUCGAUUUGGCGGAAAAAAAUCCCUCACUGGAAGCGUUCAAGCGAGUGCUUGCGGAGAAUGGGGCCGAGUUUGCCGAAUCCUUCACAUCGAAUCUGCUGCGAAUAAUCCAGCUGAUGAAGCCACCCAAGGGCAAGGGCAGCAGCAGCGCUUCCGCUUUCGAGAAAGACGAUCGGGUGGGAGGAUUGGCGGUGAAGUUUCCCGGCUUGGCGAUUCCGAAUUCCAAGAAAGGGUACGAAUCGGAUGCCUCUGAGGAGGAGGAGGAGGAUGAUAAAGCGGGGAAGGGCAAAGUGGGAGGUUCGAGUGAGGUGGAUGAUAUGUUUGCAGAAUUGGAAAGUAUGGCUCCGUCUACGUCCUCUGACAAGAAGGAAUCCAAGAAGUCUCGCGAGCAACAGGAGGUUGAGAAUAUGUUUGCCGAGCUUGAAAAUUUGGCACCGUCGUCGUCGUCGAAAGAUGAAAAGGAAGUGAAACGUAGGGACAGGAGGAGUCGUUCGAAGGAUAGAAAGCGAAGCAGAUCGAGGGACAGGAAGAGAAGUAGGUCUAAGGAUAGGAAAAGGAGCAGAUCAAGGGAUAGGAAGAGAAGCAAAUCUAGGGAUAGGAAGCGAAGUAGGUCAAGGGAAGCGGAGAGGAAAAGGAGUCGUUCUAGGGACCGCGAUCGAAGGAGGAGGUCAAGAUCCCGUCAUAGAUCCAGAUCCAGAGAUAAAGAGCGAAGACGCAGGAGUAGAAGCAGAGAUUACGAAAGGGAUCGUCGAUCCAAGAGAAGUCGUAGCAGAUCAAGAGAUCGACAUCGAAGGCAAAGGAGUGGUUCUAGGGAAUUCGAACGUAGACCGCCACCGAUGCCGGAAGAGCCAGAGCCAGGAAAGAUUUACGAUGGAAGAGUGGUGAAUAUAGUGGCGUUCGGAUGCUUUGUUCAAUUGACCAGCUUCCGCCGGAAGAAGGAGGGUUUGGUUCACAUUUCGCAGCUGUCGUCCGAGGGCCGAGUGAAUAACGUAACGGAUGUGGUCAAUCGCAAUGAUAACGUGAAAGUGAAAGUAAUUUCCAUCGCUGGGCAGAAAAUUUCCCUUUGUAUGAAAGAUGUUGAUCAGCAGACAGGGCAAGAUUUGAACCCAUUGUCGCAUGCUCACCUUCAAGAAAACAGCGAUAUGGCCAAUAGGAAUCCGGAUCGACCGAUGAAUGUUCCGUCAAUGCUCAAUUUACAGGACAACGUUGAAUCUAUGGAAGAAACGUCGCGCAAGAAGGUGACUCGUAUUUCCAGCCCCGAACGUUGGGAAAUCAAGCAAAUGAUUUCCUCUGGAGUGAUCGAUCGCAGUGAAAUGCCUGAUUUUGACGAGGAAACAGGUCUGCUUCCUAAGGACGAAGACAGUGAGGCGGACAUCGAGAUUGAAAUAGUUGAAGAUGAGCCUCCGUUCUUGCAAGGGCACGGCAGAGCACUACACGAUUUAUCCCCAGUUAGGAUAGUUAAAAAUCCGGAUGGUUCUCUGGCGCAAGCAGCUAUGAUGCAAUCGGCUUUGGCGAAGGAGCGACGAGAGCAGAAAAUGCUUCAGCGAGAACAGGAGAUGGAUUCGGUUCCUGCCAAUAUGAACAAGAACUGGAUUGAUCCGCUGCCAGAAGAGGACACUCGCAACCUGGCAGCGAAUGUCCGUGGCGUCGGAAUGACCAUGCAGGAUGUCCCAGAAUGGAAGAAGGCUAUCAUUGGCGGGAAGAAAUCUUCGUACGGUAAAAAGACGGAUAUGAGCUUGGUGGAACAGCGUCAAUCCCUUCCCAUCUACAAACUGCGAGACGAUUUGAUCAAAGCUGUGACAGACAAUCAAAUUUUGAUUGUCAUUGGAGAGACCGGUUCGGGUAAAACCACACAAAUCACACAGUACUUGGCCGAAUGUGGUUUCAUUGCGCGUGGUAAGAUUGGUUGUACGCAGCCUCGUCGUGUUGCUGCCAUGUCGGUGGCCAAACGCGUAGCUGAAGAGUACGGUUGUCGACUAGGGCAGGAAGUUGGUUAUACGAUCCGUUUCGAGGACUGCACCAGUCAGGAGACGGUCAUCAAGUACAUGACGGACGGUAUGUUGCUGCGUGAGUGUCUGGUGGAUUUGGAUUUGAAGUCCUACUCGGUGAUUAUGUUGGACGAAGCUCACGAAAGGACAAUCCACACGGAUGUGCUGUUCGGACUGUUGAAGCAAGCGGUGCAGCGAAGACCGGAACUGAAACUAAUCGUCACAUCGGCCACGUUGGAUGCCGUUAAGUUUUCGCAGUACUUCUUCGAGGCUCCCAUUUUUACGAUUCCGGGUCGAACUUUCCCGGUCGAGAUGCUGUACACCAAGGAACCCGAGACGGACUAUCUGGAUGCUUCGCUGAUUACGGUCAUGCAAAUCCAUCUUCGUGAACCCCCGGGCGAUAUCCUACUUUUCCUCACUGGUCAGGAAGAGAUUGACACAGCCUGUGAGAUUCUAUACGAGCGAAUGAAGUCACUCGGUCCGGACGUUCCAGAACUGAUCAUUCUCCCCGUAUACUCUGCCCUGCCCUCCGAAAUGCAAACGCGUAUCUUCGAUCCGGCUCCACCUGGCAGUCGAAAGGUGGUCAUUGCCACCAACAUUGCCGAAACAUCCCUCACCAUUGACGGUAUCUACUACGUGGUAGAUCCCGGCUUCGUCAAACAGAAAGUGUACAAUUCCAAAACCGGAAUGGAUUCCCUGGUAGUCACACCGAUUUCUCAAGCGGCCGCCAAACAGAGAGCCGGACGUGCCGGAAGAACUGGUCCGGGUAAAGCCUACCGCUUGUACACUGAGCGCGCCUAUCGGGAUGAAAUGCUGCCAACUCCAGUACCCGAAAUCCAGCGAACCAAUCUGGCAACCACAGUACUCCAGCUCAAAACAAUGGGAAUAAACGAUUUGUUACAUUUUGACUUCAUGGAUGCUCCACCCGUCGAAUCGUUGGUGAUGGCUUUGGAGCAGCUUCAUUCUCUGUCGGCACUGGACAAUGAAGGGCUUCUGACGCGAUUGGGUCGCCGCAUGGCCGAAUUCCCUCUGGAACCCAAUCUGUCCAAAAUGCUCAUUAUGUCCGUAGCGUUGCAAUGUUCUGACGAAAUCCUCACAAUCGUAUCCAUGCUUUCGGUACAGAACGUGUUCUACCGGCCAAAGGACAAGCAAGCCCUAGCCGAUCAGAAGAAGGCCAAGUUCAAUCAAAUCGAGGGAGACCAUUUGACGCUGCUGGCGGUGUACAACAGCUGGAAGAACAACAAAUUCUCCAACGCGUGGUGCUAUGAAAACUUUGUUCAGAUCCGAACCCUCAAGCGGGCCCAGGAUGUGCGGAAGCAACUGUUGGGCAUCAUGGACCGGCACAAGUUGGACGUGGUAUCCGCCGGGAAGAACACGGUACGGGUCCAGAAGACCAUUUGUUCCGGUUUCUUCCGGAACGCCGCCAAAAAGGACCCUCAGGAGGGGUAUCGUACGCUGGUAGAUUCGCAGGUGGUUUACAUCCACCCGUCCAGUGCGCUCUUCAAUCGACAACCAGAGUGGGUCGUCUACCACGAAUUGGUGCAAACCACCAAGGAAUACAUGCGCGAGGUGACAACGAUCGAUCCCAAGUGGCUGGUCGAGUUUGCGCCCGCUUUCUUCCGCUUCUCCGACCCAACCAAGUUGAGCAAGUUCAAGAAGAACCAACGACUGGAACCGCUCUACAACAAGUACGAAGAACCGAAUGCUUGGCGUAUCAGCCGAACCCGAAGGAGACGAAAUUAAACGCAAUCCGUGUUCUAUGUAGUCUAAACCAACUAUUUUAUUACAGUUUUAGCAUCCUAAAUACAACAUGACCCACUCUGUGCUCCAAACCUC
This is a messenger RNA of Aedes aegypti (yellow fever mosquito), 4050 nucleotides long. It is a transcript of the gene pea, whose product is annotated as ATP-dependent RNA helicase DHX8. Gene Ontology annotation, biological process: mRNA splicing, via spliceosome; spliceosomal complex disassembly. The record is from RefSeq and is a predicted model, not a curated record. Gene Ontology annotation, molecular function: ATP binding; RNA binding; RNA helicase activity. NCBI's taxonomy places the organism in Eukaryota, Metazoa, Arthropoda, Insecta, Diptera, Culicidae. Bases 124 to 3957 code for a protein of 1277 amino acids. The transcript has 4 exons. Gene Ontology annotation, cellular component: intracellular anatomical structure; catalytic step 2 spliceosome.